Sipha flava (yellow sugarcane aphid) is the source of this 1166-nucleotide messenger RNA. It is a transcript of the gene Ykt6, whose product is annotated as synaptobrevin homolog YKT6. Lineage: Eukaryota; Metazoa; Arthropoda; Insecta; Hemiptera; Aphididae. The record is from RefSeq and is a predicted model, not a curated record. The transcript has 5 exons. Bases 242 to 838 code for a protein of 198 amino acids. Gene Ontology annotation, biological process: endoplasmic reticulum to Golgi vesicle-mediated transport. Gene Ontology annotation, cellular component: Golgi apparatus. Gene Ontology annotation, molecular function: SNAP receptor activity.
UUUACUGUAUUAUCCUAAUAAUUAUAAUAAUAAUAAUAAAAAUAAUAAUUAACUGAAUGAUUUAUUUCAUGAUCUUCAGUUUCUACACGAUAUUAUAGUGCUAUUUUACAUUUAUUCGAAACCGUAUUGUGUGAUUUUUGUAAUUCCGUAAUCCGUUGUGUAAUUGUGUUGGAAAUCAAAACGAAAAUUGGUUUUCGUUGAUAUUAAUUUCAAGGUAUUUACUAAUCUAGAAGACGUUAAUAUGGUGAAAUUAUUUGCUAUGAGUGUAUUAUACAAAGGACCUAAUGAUGCGACUCUGUUGAAAGCUGCAUUUGAACUGCAGUCUUUUGGUUAUUUUCAACGCAAGAGUGUUCAAGAGUUUAUGGGUUUUGUAACAAAAACAAUUGUUGAACGUACAGCUAGUGCUGCUCGGCAAUCUGUCAAGGAAAAAGAGUACAUGUGCCAUGUUUAUGUUCGGGCUGAUAAUUUAGCUGGUGUUUUAAUAUCUGACGAUGAAUAUCCACACAGAGUAGCUCAUACACUACUUACAAAGACAUUGGAUGAAUUUUCUGCAAAAGUACCUUCACAUAGUUGGCCAAAACUUAAUGAAACACAAGUAACUUUUAAUGAACUAAAUAUAAUGUUAGCCAAGUAUCAAAAUCCAAAAGAAGCUGAUGCAAUGACUAAAAUUCAACAAGAUUUAGAUGAAACAAAAAUUAUUUUGCAUAACACAAUUGAAGCAGUUUUGGAGCGUGGAGAAAAACUUGACGAUUUAGUUGCUAAAUCUGAAGGUUUAAGUAUGCAAUCCAAGGCAUUCUACAAAACUGCCAAGAAAACCAAUGCCUGUUGUCGAAUGUAAUGCUAUGAAAUUAUUGGUAAUCAAUAUAACUUGACUGGUUUAAGUAUAUUAUAAUUUUUAUUAUCCAGUUAGCCAACAAAUAAGACUACUUUUAAGGAUAUUUAAAUACAAUGUUAUGGCUUAUUUAUUUGUACAUUCCAUUACCUUCCCAGCUUAAAAUGUAUUCUAUAAUUGGAAGAAAAAGUGUGUUCAUUACUUUUAUCCACAUUUGAAAACAUAAUACAUAGUUUGUUAUAAACAGAAAAAACAUGCAACUAUGAAUACCAAUUAAAUUAAUUUAAAAUGUUUUAAUACUCAAAACAUUUUUUUUAUAAUUUAUAUUUUUUAU